UUUUAAUAACUGUCACCGCAAACACAUACCGUUUUGGAAGCGUUAACUUAUUUAAUGUUAGCAUUACAGUUUAGUUCAACCGUGCAUUCUGAAUGAUGUCUAGGCAGACUCAAGCGGCCACAGACACCCUAAACAUGUCAGCCAACUUGGAAAUGUCUUCAUGUGUUGCUAUAUUUCGUUUUGUUUGUUUGCAACCAUUUACCGUUUCGUGUGUUUUGAGUUAGGGGUCGCCUGUGGAUUCCAUACUGCUAAGUUAGCAAUAGCACAUAGCAUCAACCGACAUCCUCGGGAAGUAGCUUUUAAUAUUAUGCGCAAACGCAAUUUAACACAGGUGCAGGCACUUCUUCUUUUAGUAUAUGUAUAAUGUGUUUCUGUAACAACUUUUGAUUAACCUCAAUGAAGCCACAUUCGUAGCAUAACAUUGUAAAUGGUGGUUAACGUUUGGUAGCUAGCUAAGUGUUCUGCCUUCGCAUCCGGUUCUGUAUAUCUGCUGAAACUGCUAACAACAAACAGUUAGCUUAUCUUAACUACUUGUUAAUCAAGCGAAGAAUGUAGCUCCAAAUAAAUCACUCACAGGGAGUGAUCUGAUUAACUGUACUAACUUCAAAUGAACUGAUAGGACUGGCAUUGGGGUUAAUUGGACUUGAAGCUAAUGUUUAUAGUCAAGUCUGAGCCGCUGUCUUGCUGAUCCCGUAAAACACCAAUAGUUCUGCGUUCUUGGUUUCCCCAAGUAAUCCUCAUAAGGUUAAUACAGUUAGUGCGAUGCCAUUUGAAAACCGUCCUUCAUCUAGCUGCUGCCUUCUGUGAAAGCUGACUACCAAACCAACUGUUGUAGUUUACGAACACAUACAGAUGAAUGAACAAAACAGGGAAUGAGGACUUGAAUUAACCAAUUUGCAAUCUAGCUAGUCUUUGUAUUCCAUUCAUUCUCCAAACCCCACGGGAUGCAACAGACAAGUCAACCCCAAGCUGUGGGACCCAACGUUUUUCUUCAGUGCAUGGACGCAAAGCUAAUGCGCAGGGCCACUAGCGCACGUCAAGACGCCACUGGAAUGGACAUCACCAGCCGCUGUACUCUGGGGGACCCCAACAAGCUCCCUGAAGGGGUCCCCCAGCCUGCACGCAUGCCCUACGUCUCGGACAAACACCCGCGACAGACCCUGGAGGUGAUCAACUUGCUGAGAAAACACCGUGAGCUCUGUGACGUGGUGCUGGUGGUGGGUGCCAAGAAGAUCUACGCUCACCGUGUCAUCCUGUCUGCCUGCAGCCCGUACUUCAGGGCGAUGUUCACUGGAGAGCUGGCAGAGAGCAGGCAGACUGAAGUGGUGAUCCGCGACAUCGAUGAGAGAGCCAUGGAGCUGCUCAUUGACUUUGCCUACACAUCACAGGUGACGGUAGAGGAGGGAAACGUGCAGACGCUGCUCCCCGCCGCCUGCCUUCUGCAGCUGGCUGAGAUCCAGGAGGCCUGCUGCGAGUUCCUCAAGAGGCAGCUGGAUCCCUCCAACUGUCUGGGCAUCAGGGCCUUCGCAGACACACACUCCUGCCGAGAGCUGCUGCGCAUCGCAGACAAGUUCACCCAGCACAAUUUUCAGGAGGUAAUGGAAAGUGAGGAGUUCAUGCUGCUGCCUGCCAACCAGUUGAUUGACAUCAUUUCCAGCGAUGAGCUCAAUGUGCGUAGCGAGGAGCAGGUUUUCAACGCUGUCAUGGCCUGGGUGAAGUACAGCAUCCAGGAGCGCAGACCACAGCUACCCCAGGUCUUGCAGCAUGUCCGUCUGCCGCUGCUCAGCCCCAAGUUCCUGGUGGGAACUGUCGGGUCAGACCCUCUCAUAAAAAGUGACGAAGAGUGCAGAGACCUGGUUGACGAGGCUAAGAAUUACCUGCUGCUACCACAGGAGAGGCCACUCAUGCAGGGUCCCAGAACACGGCCGAGGAAACCUAUUCGCUGUGGAGAAGUCCUAUUUGCAGUUGGAGGUUGGUGCAGUGGUGAUGCCAUCUCCAGCGUUGAGCGUUAUGAUCCCCAGACCAACGAGUGGCGGAUGGUGGCGUCGAUGAGUAAACGGCGGUGUGGAGUGGGUGUCAGUGUUCUGGACGACUUGCUGUAUGCGGUGGGAGGUCACGAUGGCUCGUCGUACCUCAACUCUGUGGAGAGAUACGAUCCUAAGACCAAUCAGUGGAGCAGUGACGUGGCCCCUACUAGUACAUGUCGUACCAGCGUAGGGGUGGCUGUCCUCGGAGGUUAUCUGUAUGCUGUAGGGGGACAGGAUGGGGUUUCCUGUCUCAACAUAGUAGAAAGGUAUGAUCCUAAGGAGAACAAAUGGACUCGUGUGGCCUCCAUGAGCACCAGGAGGCUGGGUGUAGCCGUGGCGGUGCUCGGGGGCUUCCUGUACGCUGUAGGAGGGUCUGAUGGGACGUCACCAUUAAAUACAGUGGAGCGCUACAACCCUCAGGAGAACCGCUGGCACACGGUGUCUCCGAUGGGAACCAGGAGGAAACACCUGGGCUGCGCGGUGUACCAGGACAUGAUUUACUCCGUGGGAGGGAGAGACGACACCACAGAGCUGAGCAGUGCGGAGCGAUACAACCCCCGCACAAACCAGUGGUCUCCUGUCGUGGCCAUGACGUCCAGACGGAGCGGGGUGGGCUUGGCUGUGGUGAACGGUCAGCUGAUGGCAGUGGGAGGCUUCGAUGGGACGACGUAUCUCAAAACUAUAGAAGUGUAUGACCCUGACGCAAACACAUGGAGGUUGUACGGAGGAAUGAACUACCGCCGGCUAGGUGGGGGGGUGGGCGUCAUAAAAAUGACUCACUGUGAAUCCCACAUAUGGUAACCCCAAACCUUAGCCCCUCCCCCCCACACAUACACAGUCACACACUUCUCAUCACGCUGCAAAGGAUGUCUCUUUUCACCGACUCCUGUGCCUCCAAAAGAGACGCUGCAAUUCAUGCGAGGAUGAGAAAAAAGUGGUGGGUUGGGGAAGAGAAGGAAAGAGGGACAAACUUUGAACUCAUCCCCCACUCUGAGGUCAUUCACUUCAGAAUGCCCUGCUUGUCUUCAUUGAUUGACCACCAUGAAGUGCACUGAGAGCUGAACUCCACCGAGGAACAUAUAGCUUCCAGUUUCCCCAGUGUUCACCAUCUUAGCCUCUCCGUGUGGGACAUAUCGAACUUUACAAUGAUUGCUGCUGCGGAAGAUGACCUUACACAUCUUAGGUUUGAAAAAGGUUUAAGCACCAGGUCCCUGGAAGAAGGAUUUUCUCAGUCUGUCCAACUGUGAAAGCACCUAUCACCUUCCCUUGUUGUCAUAUGCCAGCCCCCAAAACGUUGGUUACUGACCACCACCCUUAAUGAGUUUCAAAGAAAACAGCAGACUAGAAAAGCUUCUGUUAAUGGUGUAUGAUUCAUAUUUUUCAAGAAACUCAACAUUAGUGUUAAAUUGACUCUGUUACAUUUUUAAAUCUACACUUUUUUUUUUUUUUUUACCAUGCAUACAUCUCAGCUGUGGCUGUCAUGUCUCUGGGCCUCAUUUGUAGCAUCAAACAGUGGAAAGCUGUCAGGCAGUCUAUUUUAUGAAGGCUAGGUGUUAUGGCUCGAUACCCUGCGAGGAAAAACAUAACUUAUUUCACCAGAAUGAUGGAUAGUGUCCCUUGUUUUUUUUGUAUGAGGAAGUCACCGCAACAUUUCCUUGUAAAGUUGUUGAAGGGGGGUCACUGCUUCUGCUCACCUGCGGCUGUUUGCUCCACAAGUUACCGAAAGAAGUUUGUUUUUAAAAAAAAUCUAAACUUGUUUGAUCUAGACAGCAACGAGGCCCAAGUCAGUUCAGAAAUAUUAAUAGAAAAAUGCAGGACUCAUUUAUUAUUAUAAUAUAUAGAAAAUAAUUCUCUAGCCAACAGAUGUUUUGCCGUUUCAGGAGUAUACUGUAUAAAGCCUGGGUCUUUUCUCUUUUUUUGAGUCAAUCUCAUAAUAUCCCUAAUUCUGUUACAGGUUUAACAUUUAGGAUCAAAGUCUGACCGCUGAAAUAUUUCAUGACUAAUGCAGUAGUAUUCCCAGUUUGCCGCACAUGAACAUGAUUUUUAACUGUAUAUGCAUUGAAAAGUCAGUGAUUCAAAGUUGUGUUUUCUUGACAGUCAUAGGGUUUAGAAACGCACAGGUCCUUUUUGUUCUUUAUUCUCACUUCCAACAUGUUGUAUGUCAGUAUAUGCAGCACAGUGUAAUGGCACCUCCUGCUGGAGGAGAGUUGUAGUGCAGCAAUGACAUAGAAAACAAGAAAGAGCCUUUAGACACAGACUUUUGCAAAGAUUGGGGAUCUUGCAAGGUUAAUAUUUAAAACACUACAACUAGAUUCUGUUUGAGAUUAUUUCCCAUCCUGCCCCAGGUAGAAAUGCUCUCAUGUUCACUGUGUAACACCAGUUUCUAAAACGUUUCCACAGUCCCAACAUAACCCACACUUAUUAUGUUGUCUCCCUGUUUAAUGUCUGCACAAAAGUGGUGGUUAAUAUAAUAAAAGACUGACUAAAAACAGCUUGGUUUAACAUCAACUUCACCAAGAUCACAGGAGUGUGUAACAACUAGCAAAACUAUUGUGAUUUUAUUAGACAUUGUAAUGUUUAUGCGUCAGAGAAAUAGCUUGAAGUGGUCCCUAAGUGAUCUUAGCUCAAUGUGAACUAAAGUGGAGAUAGUUUGAAUAUAUGGGGAAAUUGGUUUGAAUGAAUCUCAAAUUUGUUUGCACUGUGAUUGGAAAUGUAUUUUAGAUUGUAUUUUUGUUCCCCCUUAAAUAUAUUUUAUAUGGGUGUUCAGAUGUGGGAGGGGGGGGGGGUCAACAAUUCUUAUGGGAAGACAUUUCAGGCCCUCACAUGGAGGAUGUAUUUCACAGAUUCAACACAACAUGGUUAGACUUGCUCUGUGUCACAUACAUGCGGAACAAAUGCAACGUUACAACGCUGGUGUUAUGCAUUAUAAUAACCUCUUUUCCUAACCCUAAUAUUGGUGUUAAUAUUAUGGCAACCCAACAUUUUGCUGCCUUUAGUUUUUUAGGGAGAUUUGAAGUCGCAGGAUCAAAGUUUGGCUGAUGAGGACAUUUUGUGAAUAGUUUGGGUUUUUUUGGGUUAUUUUGAAUUUGCAUUUUUCUUAGAGUUUGACUUUAUGAAAAAGGCUCCAUAACACACCCUCCAUAUUGAUUGUGGUGUGUGCUUCUCAAAAUGAAAUGUUCUUUCCGUUAUCAAACAAAAAAAGGAUGCAGAUCAGCCAAAUGUGUAUGCCUGCUUCUUGAAAACUCUUCCAAGAAUACUUUGCUAUUUUCACUGCCACAGAAUUACAAGGAACCCCCACUCAGUUUAAAACAUAUUGCUUUGGUUCCAGAACAACCUGUUGGAUGUUUUUUUUCCAAAUGUCAUCAGCUUUGCAGUGAUGUGCAUUUCAGCUUAUCCAAUGAGGUUUCAAUUAUUUAUUUAGUUUACAUAUUCAUCCUUUUUAAACUACAUGUUGAGAUUUGUUGAUGUUCAUUGUUAAGCGGCAGAAAAACAUUUGAACCUUUGAUAUUAAGGAAGUGUUUUAUUCGGACACAAAAACCUUAUUCCCCCCUUUUACCCACAUCUUUAUCGCUUUGAUUUGGACUGUAUUUGGUUUCCCAAACUGAGUGGGGUUUCCAGUAAACCAUGUAAGCUACUAAUGAUGCAUUUUGAUUGUGAUGAACAGAAGUCAGCCAGCCUGUGUGAAAAUGUGUUUUCUUUUCAAGCCUCUGCAAUUUGUCCAACAUUGUUGUUUGUUCUCAUGUGUCAAACAGCCGUCUCAACGCUGCACUCGUCACUACAGCAGCUUCGGCCUCACUAUGUUCACUACGACAACGAUUAAACUUCUUUUCUGGGAAUAAACCCCCAAAACAAA
This is a messenger RNA of Gymnodraco acuticeps, 5880 nucleotides long. It is a transcript of the gene klhl20, whose product is annotated as kelch-like family member 20. The record is from RefSeq and is a predicted model, not a curated record. NCBI's taxonomy places the organism in Eukaryota, Metazoa, Chordata, Actinopteri, Perciformes, Bathydraconidae. Gene Ontology annotation, molecular function: protein binding. Bases 945 to 2828 code for a protein of 627 amino acids. The transcript is spliced from 14 exons.